AAGGACGCCUUUGGAGCCAAGGCAAAGGACGGCAAGUUUUUGGUUAGAUCGUUGAAUGAAGAGAUGAACACUAUCUUGGAGAAGGGGCUUAAAAAUACGGAUGAAUCAGAGCAGCCAUCGGGGAUGGUCAGCGGUUUCUUCCAGAAGUACGUCACCGGUGGGAAAACCAUCACCAAAGACGACAUGAACAGCAUCUCGCAAAAGAUCUUGAAUCACUUGAUUGCGAAGAAUAUCACCCAGGAAACGGCCAACAAGUUGGUGGCCAAGAUCCAGGAGAAGUUGGUUGGCUCCAAGACCCCGUCAUUUACCUCCCUCAAUACAAUCUUCAAGAGCGCGCUAAACGAGGAGUUGACCAAGAUUUUGUCACCAACAAUCUCGGUUGACUUACUUAAUGACAUCAAGAAGCAUUUGCGGGAGAAACCGGGCCAACCGUAUGUGUUGGCAGUCGUGGGGGUGAACGGGGUUGGGAAGUCAACCAACUUGUCCAAGAUUGCAUACUGGCUCUUGCAAAAUGACUACAGGGUCUUGAUCACCGCUUGUGACACUUUCAGAUCUGGAGCAGUCCAGCAGUUGAAAGUACAUGUGGAUAACUUGAAGCUGGCGACAUGUCUGGAGGACGGAGAGGCACGGAUCGAGUUGUUUGAGAAGGGCUACGGUGACGCCUCGUUGGUCACCAAGGUUGCUAAGGCUUCGAUCGAGUAUGCAUCAAAGAACGACUUCCAGAUUGUGUUGAUGGAUACCGCGGGGAGAGCCCACACCAACGACCAGUUGAUGGCGUCGUUGUUGGCCUUUGGAAAUGCUGCCAACCCAAAUAAGAUUAUCAUGGUCGGUGAGGCGUUGACCGGGAACGAUUCGGUCGCCCAGGCGCAGAACUUCAACAAGGCGUUUGGCAGCAAGCGGCACAUUGAUUUCUUCUUGGUGUCGAAGUGCGACACUGUGGACAAGAGUAUCGGCACCAUUGUGAACUUGGUCACCUCUAUUGGUGCUCCUGUGUUGUUCGUGGGUGUUGGUCAGACAUACACCGAUCUCAGAACGCUAUCCGUGGACUGGGCCGUUAAUUUGUUAAUG
Molecule: messenger RNA, 1068 nt
Organism: Babjeviella inositovora NRRL Y-12698
Lineage: Eukaryota; Fungi; Ascomycota; Pichiomycetes; Serinales
Gene: SRP101
Product: Signal recognition particle receptor subunit alpha
Exons: 1
Biological process (GO): SRP-dependent cotranslational protein targeting to membrane
Cellular component (GO): endoplasmic reticulum membrane
Molecular function (GO): GTPase activity; ATP hydrolysis activity; GTP binding
Source: RefSeq, a predicted model, not a curated record